AUGGCCGCUGCGAGAUCAGUGCGCGAGAGUACAACAAUCUCCGAAUCUCAACCGGAAGCUGAAGCCGACGCCGAGUCCCAAAGUAGCGAUGAGGACGUUAGCCGUUCGACAAACGGCUUCUGCAGGAAAUGCAACUCCAACAUCGGCGAGUUCUACAAUGGCUGGAUCAAGAUUACGAACACAUAUUAUCUGCCAGCGCUUGUUGGAUCCUACAGCGCGCCAGGCCUGCAGCUGACGCCGAAAGCCAAAGUCGCGCUGAUUGGCAGCGAGUUCGAAGGAUGCACUCUCCAGGCCCUGAACUGUCGGCUUUGCACCGAGAACACGACUUUAGGUAUCCUGUGCACUCAGGCGCCCGAGGAGAAGGCCUUUUUCGAAGGUCGAGAGUUCUUCAAGCUGCCGCGGUUAGAGCUCCGAAGCGAAGCUUCUGGCAAAGUCGUUCGAGAAAUACUGGAGCCCGCUCGCCCAGAGUUCCAAUUAAAGCGUUCGAGAUCGACCACUGCAGAAAUGGACGUUGAUGGUCAGCCUCGACCACCGGAGCCCGUCAACCAGCCGGCCAAAUCGUCCGGCAGCUUCCACCAGCCCAACCCGUCUGCCACCCCUCUAUCAAAUACUUCGCCGCAACCACCCUCAAGCACUGUCCCUACACAAUCCACGCAUACGCUGCAAAACUCCGCAAACGCCGACCCGCAAAUUAGCUUGCCUGGGAGCACAGGCGAAGCAAGUGCCCGCCCAAGCGAGCAUACGCUCCGGUUGCGAAGCCCAAUUGGUCAAGUCACGAACAAUUUUCGACACUAUGUAUCCGAAGAACAACGUCGCCUCGACUCUGUCGCGCGAUUGCAAACCGAAAUUAGCCAAAACGCAGCCGCGUUAGCAAGCCAGCAGCAACAUGUAGCUGCAUGGGAAGAGGCCUUCGGCAGGUUACAGAUGGAAAUGGGCGGGUUAGCCGCGCUGGUGGAUACUAUGCGGAGGGAAUUACUGGCGCGGCCCAUUGCGCAAAUCGCACCGACACCACCGCCGCCCCCACCGCCUGUAAAGGUUGAUGAGACGCUCGAGAUCUUCUCUGCCACGCUAUCGAACGUCGCUGCCAAAGUAACCGAGGUGGAUGCACUGAAGAUGCAGCUGGAGAUUAUGAAGCGCAAGAUCCAGCGUAUCGAGGAGGGGAGUGUCGGGCCCGGAUCUGCCGCUGCGUCGUUUCAUUCGCCCAGAGAGCCGCCGUUUCACGCUCUACCACACCUUCCCCAGCCCCCUAAUCACAUUCGUCGAGUAUCAACCCCUAUGCGGAACGAGAUCCAAAUGCAAUCCUCUCAUCAACCUACGGAGUCAUCCUUUCGGCCCUUAUUAACUUCGGACGUGUCUCACCAAACACCACAACCUCAAGCCCCCAGCAGUGGAUGGACUUCAGUGAAUUCCAGCCAUAAACGCGGCCCCUCACACGGACCAGAUGGCCACGUAGAACCAGGAAGCCGAAUCGGCUCGCCAAAACGCCCCAAACUCGCACCCUUGGAGCCACAGCUACAUACCUCGCGCCCCCAGAGCUACGAUACCGCCGCCGGGUCCCCCAUCGUGUACAACACGAUGGAAACAAACGAAAGCGGCUCGCGCUACGUCCCAACCCCCAGCGACGCCCGACACGACUCCAACUCCACCGCUCCAGUUUCCACGACCUUCAUCCCCUACGACUCAACCGCCACAACCGCCGACCGCAACCCCGACGACAGCUGGCGCCCCGCCCCCGAACGCGCCCCGCACCAGGGCCCGUCGCCCAAACGCGGCCGCGGCGGCCGACGCGGUGGCCGCCCGCGCCAGAGCCUGCCCCCCCAGCUCGGGACCCCCGAAUGGGAAAAGCCCGACUGGACCGGCUCCCAGAUCGUCAACGGGUACUACGCCCCGCACACGCCCGGGGGCAGUCGGCGCGGGGGUCCCGUGCGGCGCGGCUCCGGCGGUGCGCGGCAUCCCGAGACGCCCGCGCGGCCGUCGUCGUCGUCCGGACCGCCGUCCAGUUCCGCGGCGCCGGGGGAUCCGUACAGCCACACGAAGCGGACGCGCACGAAGCCGGUGCGGAACGCGGAGGGGAUUCUGAUCCGCAAGGACGGGCGGCCGGACAUGCGGAGCCAGUCGUCGGCGGCGAAUCUGCGGAAGGUGCAUGCGAGGAAGGAGGCCGAGAAGGCGGAGGCCGAGGGCGGGCACGGCCAGAGCCACACCCAGCACGCCCACCAACAUCCCCAUCACCACACGCCGACCUCGGCGCUCGCCAACGCGCCCGUGCUCUCCCGCGACGGCCUCGAAACCCCCUCCCCCGGCAGCUCGGCCGAGCCCCGCGAGCAGAGCACCCAGGAGCGCCACGCCGAGAUCCUGAGCAAGAUCUUCCCGCGCGGCAUCGAGAGCAGCGGCGGGGCGUACGACGCGGCGAGCUUCUUCCCGGGCAGCUCGCCCGUCCGGAGGGGCGCGAAAGCCAAGACGGAGAGGGUCAAGUUUAGGGAGGAGGCCGUGGGUGCCGCGAGGGAGGGGGAGAGGGCUGGUGGGGAGCAUGGCGAGCAUGGCGAUGUGGAGGCCGGGAUGAGUCCUGCGAGUAGUUUGACGGGGACUGAGAGUGGGGGUGCGGCGGGCUCGCCGGUGGAUGGGGAUGUUAGGAUGGAGGAGCCGCCGGAGGGGCGGACGCAGGAGGAGCCGCAGGGGACGCAGUUGCCGGGGUUUGGGGGGGAGGAGUAG
This is a messenger RNA of Coniosporium apollinis CBS 100218, 2709 nucleotides long. RefSeq lists its product as uncharacterized. The record is from RefSeq and is a predicted model, not a curated record. Lineage: Eukaryota; Fungi; Ascomycota; Dothideomycetes. Bases 1 to 2709 code for a protein of 902 amino acids. The transcript has 3 exons.